AGUGGGCCGGUGCGAGACAGAAAACAUCUGAAAGUCAAAAUCAGCCAGCAUCUCUCGUCCUCCAGCCAAAUUUAUUGACAUUUGGCAGCCGCCCUUGUUCGUCGGGCCCAGGGAGUGGGGACCGCAGGGCCUGAGCUACACAUAAACCUGCCAUGCUGGUCCUGAUGGCGGAUUAGUCACACGAGAGAGGAGCGCAAAGAUAGUUUGAAGACGAAGGUUUUGACGCCACUAUAAAAAUGGACAACUCAGCCGAAUGCGAUUCCAACAAGAGCAUGAAAAACCUGGGCGUGAUGGUGAAGAGCAUGCUGCAGGAGCUGCAGAAUAUGCAGCAAUUCCACGGGGCCGGAUACAUCUCUGAAAAACUGUACUGCCUUCUGCAACUCUACCUGCAGAACAACAAAUCAUGGAACCCUGCCGUCGACCUUCUGCAGUGCCUCAGCGACCUCAAGGACGCUUCUUUGGUUCCCAGCGCUGCGUAUUUACAAAUGCUAACCAGUCGGAUAACCCUAGACAGUCAAGCUCGACUUGUGUUGCGAGACAAUUUUAAAAUAAUUCUGCCCUUCGAACAUUAUGCCAAUGCAGUCAUGCUGAAGCACAUGAAUGGUCCUCAAGGCAUGCACCUUGGCAUUGAUGCCACAAUCCGAGCAGUCAUGGAGUCUUACACUGUAGGCAGAGAACACUUUGGCAUGGACAAAGAGUUCAUAAUCGACGUGGUGCAAAACUGUCCCAACCCUGCCUGUCGCUUUUACAAAAUGGACAAUAUGAAUCGGAAGCAGUUGGAGCAGAUGAAGACGGCGGGUCAGCAGCCGAUGGAGCAGUACGCCCAAAAGAUGCAGAUGGAAAUCAACAAGCAGCACUUCCAGCAGCCCAACAAGCAGUUUCUAGUCACUAAAGCAAAAGCCACUCAUGAUUACAACGCAGAGGUGCAGUACCCAACGCAGGUGGUAGCAGACCUGAACCAGAACAACAAUCAACAAUCUGUGAACAAUCAAAUGGCAGAGCAGUCCGAGCGACUGACCGAUCUCUUGAGGGCAAAUUUGGACAGCAUAGAGGGCUUAACUGAAGCUAAAGACUUUUUAUCUUUGCACAAUGGACUCUGGCCGCUGCUGGAUGGAAACGAAAAGAGGACUUCGAUGCCGAUUGAAGAAUUUGAAAUGCCAGGGCAGGAAAAGAUAGUGAGAACGUUUUCCGAGCUAAUGAAAAACAUGGCUAGGAUGAAGACUUGUGUUCGACCGUCCAUGUGCAAGCCGUACGGGAAACAAUCCGAGUCUCUGCAAAAAACUCUGGUUGACACAAUCCAGCUAGUCCAAAGCUUGAGGUCGUUCUUACCCCCGCCGCACAUCACAGUAACAAGUUGGAAAGAGGAGGAGCACAAGCAUAGGCCCGGCUCCAAAAGUAGCUUGAGAGUGCUGAGCAAACAGAACUCCACAGGGGGCCCUUCUGACCCAGGAAUGACCCCAAUGCAGGUCCCACCCAUGAUGGCCGAAAACCUGCAACACCUGGUGCGACCAAAGGGCAAGUACGAGUAAGAGAGAGAGAGAGAGCUGUGAUACUACCAGUCUAGUUCUGCUCAUGAAGAAGAGGAAAGGAAAAGAAACUACCGCUGGCUAACAGGAAUGAAAACAAUUCAUAAUAAUAAUUAACGCAUUACUAGCUACUAAGGUUUUGGUAAUUUUUGCUGUGAAUUCAAUGUGAGAAGGAUCAUAAUUAUCGAUGGCUUCAAAUUUAGCAUUUACAGCCGAGAAUCUGAUUCUUGUCAUUUUUCUUGUCAGGGUUGGGGGAAACGUCACCGAGCUCUCUACAGGCACAAAAAAAAAACGAUCAAAAAGCUGCUCCAUUCUAAGCAGUAUUGACUUGAAAAUUCCCUUUUAUAAUUUUUAUUUAACCCAAAAAUGGCAUUUUGGUGAUAAAAUUUGCUCAAUUUACAAAAAGAGAGGAACUGCCACCAUUUAAAACAACUUGUUUUCUCCAACCCCAAUUUUCUCGUGAUUCAAAUUCAGUGUGAUCAAUUUCUAGUGUGUUGAUGUUUAUAAUUGAAAUUUUUUAUUCUCUCUUGUUGAUUAGAGUUCAAUAUGAAAAGAGAUUUAGCAUUAUGAAAAGAAAGUAGACAAGAAGCCAAAAGGAAAAGUUUGACUGCGAUAUCAAGCAUGCUUUGAAGAUGGACUGUUUUCUACAAAUGGAAAAGGAUAUUGGCAUAAUGAUGACGAUUUUACUAUCACAUUAGAACUCUGACUUAGCAGGCAUAAUUAAAUCAGGUAUUUAAAAGUCUUCAAAGCAAAAAAUUUUAGCUAGAGUAAGGCAUCUAAUUAAAACUAAACUCUUACCUCUAGAAUUAUUAUGCCCUUGUUAAACUGCUGCAGGCAGCUUAUUUAACACUUCCUAUUUUGUGAAAAUUCAUUUUUUUGUUUUCAACUACACACUACACAUAACAAAGUUCAACAGCUGCAGUACAAGAAAUGAAAAAACAGUAUAAUGGAGCUAAAAUGUACAAGUCUUAAUUUCCCUUUUUUCCAUUUUUAUUUGAAAAGCUCGCAAUAACAAAUGGUUUUAAUCAAAACUUUAUAGAUUUUGGUUAAGGAUAUUCGGAAUUAUUUUCAAGACUGUUAAAGUUAUCUUGUAUGUACACAACCAAUUGUUUGAAUAAACCUUUUGUGAGUUCAAAAUGCUACAA
Neocloeon triangulifer is the source of this 2671-nucleotide messenger RNA. RefSeq lists its product as uncharacterized. Bases 237 to 1529 code for a protein of 430 amino acids. NCBI's taxonomy places the organism in Eukaryota, Metazoa, Arthropoda, Insecta, Ephemeroptera, Baetidae. The record is from RefSeq and is a predicted model, not a curated record. The transcript has 9 exons.